Molecule: messenger RNA, 2767 nt
Organism: Camellia sinensis
Lineage: Eukaryota; Viridiplantae; Streptophyta; Magnoliopsida; Ericales; Theaceae
Gene: MCM3
Product: Minichromosome maintenance (MCM2/3/5) family protein
Biological process (GO): DNA replication; DNA strand elongation involved in DNA replication; double-strand break repair via break-induced replication
Cellular component (GO): nucleus; MCM complex
Molecular function (GO): ATP hydrolysis activity; ATP binding; single-stranded DNA binding
Source: RefSeq, a predicted model, not a curated record
AAAAAGGGGUACAAUCACCUCCUCUCCAUUCUCUCUCUGCAACUCUCUCUCUCUCUCUCUCUCUCUCUCUCUCAUACACACAGAGGAACGGAAGCAGAGAUCAAGAGAUGGACAUCAGCGAGGAAAUGAGAGCAGCGCACAAGCAAACAUUCCGCAAGUUCUUCGAUCAAGAUGAAUGGAAGGACAUCUACACACACGAGAUCAAAAACAUGAUGCAUCACAAGCGCCGCCGUCUCAUCCUCAACAUCUCUCAUUUCUUCGCUUACGAGGAAGGUCACUUGGCUCGCAGGUUGCUUCAAAAUCCAGGUGAGUACAUGCAAGCCCUAAGCGAUGCGGUCACGGAGUUCGCACGCAGCCUCGAUCCCAAGUACUUGAAGGAAGGAGAGCAAGUUCUUGUUGGAUUCGAAGGGCCUUUCGUGUCGCGUCGCGUUACCCCCAGGGAUCUCUUCUCUAGCUUCAUCGGUUCCAUGAUUUGUGUUGAGGGCAUUGUCACCAAAUGUUCUCUUGUAAGGCCAAAAGUUGUCAGGAGUGUUCACUUCUGCCCUGCAACAAAGGCAUUCACUAAUCGGGAGUAUCGAGAUAUUACAUCCAAUAUGGGUUUGCCCACAGGGUCCGUGUAUCCAACAAGGGAUGAGACUGGCAAUUUGUUGGUGACUGAGUAUGGAUUGUGCAAGUACAAAGACCAUCAAACACUAUCAAUGCAAGAAGUGCCUGAGAAUUCUGCUCCUGGACAGCUUCCACGAACAGUGGAUGUCAUAGUUGAGGAUGACAUGGUGGAUUCAUGCAAGCCUGGAGAUCGCGUGGCAAUUGUAGGGAUAUAUAAAGCUCUUCCUGGGAAAAGCAAGGGCAGUGUGAAUGGGGUGUUCAGGACUGUGCUUAUAGCUAACAAUGUUGCUCUGCUCAACAAAGAGGCAAAUGCGCCAAUCUACACUCCAGAAGACAUCAGCAACAUUAAAAAGGUAUCUGAGAGGGAUGAUACAUUUGACCUACUAGCUAAUUCACUGGCACCAUCAAUACACGGGCAUGCGUGGAUAAAGAAGGCAGUGAUUUUAUUGAUGCUAGGUGGAGCUGAAAAGAAUUUGAAAAAUGGGACCCAUCUACGAGGAGACAUAAACAUGAUGAUGGUUGGCGAUCCUUCUGUUGCAAAGUCUCAACUGUUAAGAGCAAUUAUGAACAUUGCUCCUUUGGCUAUAUCAACAACUGGUCGGGGUUCCUCAGGCGUUGGCUUGACUGCUGCAGUUACUUCUGAUCAAGAAACAGGAGAAAGAAGGCUUGAAGCUGGUGCAAUGGUUCUUGCUGAUCGGGGUGUUGUUUGUAUUGAUGAGUUUGAUAAGAUGAAUGAUCAAGAUCGCGUUGCUAUACAUGAAGUCAUGGAGCAGCAGACAGUAACAAUUGCCAAAGCUGGUAUCCAUGCAUCACUGAAUGCUCGAUGCAGUGUGGUAGCAGCUGCAAAUCCUAUAUAUGGAACUUAUGACCGCUCAUUAACUCCAACCAAGAAUAUUGGGCUCCCAGAUUCUUUGCUUUCUCGUUUUGAUUUACUGUUUAUUGUGCUGGAUCAAAUGGAUCCUGAUAUUGACCGUCGAAUUUCGGAGCAUGUCUUGCGUAUGCACCGGUAUCGUUCUGCAAUAGAUGGAGGUCAGGCAACAUUUGAUGGGAGCUCAAGAUAUGGAAGAGAAGAAGAAGCUGAUGCAGGCUCCUCUGUUUAUGUAAAGUACAACCGAAUGCUACAUGGGAAGAGAGCAGAACGUGGUCGAAAGCGUGAUACCCUCACUAUCAAGUUUCUUAAGAAGUAUAUUCAUUAUGCAAAACAUAGAAUUCAGCCAGAGCUGACUGAUGAGGCAUCUGAUAACAUUGCAACUGCAUAUGCCGAACUCAGAAAUGCCAGUUCAAAUGCAAAGACUGGGGGAGGAACGCUUCCAAUAACUGCCAGAACUUUAGAAACCAUAAUACGGCUCUCUACUGCUCAUGCCAAACUGAAGUUGAGCAGACAGGUUCUAAAGUCUGAUGUUGAAGCAGCUCUUAAACUGCUAAACUUUGCGAUAUAUCACAAAGAAUUGACUGAAAUGGAGGAUCGCGAGCAAGAAAGAGAGAAGGAGUUGGAGAGAAAACGCAAAGCUGACCAUGAUGGUGGCAAUGAUGGUAGAGCUGGCCAUGUUGAUACUUCUGUUAGAGGAGGGACUGAAGCUAUGGAAGUAGAUGAGCCUCCUCCUGCAGCUCAAUCUAGUGUGAAUGUAUCCUCAGAAAGACUAGAAGCAUUUAACACUUUAUUCGGACAGCAUGUGCGGGAACAUCACGUGGAUCGCAUAUCUAUUCAAGAUAUUGAAACUACUGUCAACAGCAGGUCAGCUGUACCUUACUCGCGUGCAGAGAUCAUGUUUCUGUUAGAGAAACUCGGGGAUGAUAAAAUUAUGAUACACGAGGAUACAGUGUAUAUUCUUUGAAGAAAUUCAAGUGGAGCCAUCCUUAAUUCAGUGUGUAUUCUUGUUAUUUUCCGAAGGACUGUUUGGGACUUGGAUAGUCAUUAAUUGAGGAAAAGCAAACAUCUAUGGUCUGUUUGUCUCCCUGUGGCUGUGUAUGCUAGUUAUUUGGCACUUCAUUUUGCCAGAACGAAAUUGAAUAGGGAUAUUGAUGGCUGAAGAAUUAGAUGUUUAAUUCAGAAAUUGAGACUUAAAUUAUCAGGUAUUCUAUUUAUAUAGAAAUCAGCCACAAAAUUGGAUACGACUUUUUAUUUAAGUGGGACUUAGAUAAAGGUGAAAUCCGUCUCUUG